AUGUCCAACGAGGGUGGAGGGACGUGGGAGCGGAAGGGGCUGGAGAUGAAGGGCGGCGGUUUCUACAGUGCGCACACCAAGGGCGCAGGAGCAGCCAUCAUGAACGCGCUGCCGCUCCUUCUUGAGGCGCUGCAGGGUGCGCUGGCCACCGGUGACCCUGCAUCCAACAAAGCGGAUGAGGCAUCUUCAGCGUCACGUCUACCCACCGACCUGUCCCUCUUCACCAUCGCCGACUAUGGUCUGAUGCGACGAGCGGUCGAGGCGGUGCGAGCUGCGCGGGGUGCGGGCGUGGGCGUGAGCAUCACCUACACGGACAGGCCCAGCAACGACUUCUCGGCCCUCUUCGAGACGCUUCUGAACCCGGCCAACGAGGAGAGCCCACUUUAUGGCAACUCUGACGUCUACGUCUUUGCCUGCGGGCGGUCGUUCUACGAGCCCAACUUCCCGCCGGAGUCGAUUCACCUGGGCUUCUCGGCGACGGCCAUGCACUGGCUCACCGGCGUCCCGUGUCCCCUGGCGCAGCACGUCCAGGCCGUGGGCGCCAGCCCCGACGAGAAGGCGGUCUUCCAGGCUCACGCCAGGAAGGAUUGGGAGACCAUACUGCUCCACCGAGGCAGGGAGCUGGCCAAGGGCGGACGGCUGCUCCUCGUCAACUUCUGCGUGGACGAGCAGGGCAGGUACCUCGGAAACACCGAAUACCAGCAGUCCAUGUUCGACGUCAUGAAUAAGCUGUGGAAGGGCAUGGCGGACGAGGGCCUGAUCACUCUGGACGAGUACCGCCAAACGGCGUUCGCCCAAUACUACCGAACCAAGGAGGAGUUCCUGGCGCCCCUCACGGACCCAACCAGCCCGGUGGCCUCGCUUCGACUCAAGGUCGACGCCUGCAUGACCGACAUCGUGCGCUGCCCGUAUCGCCAGAGCUUUGGCAAUGGCGAGUACGACGCGGUGUCGUAUUCGCACGCGCUGUUGGGUACGAUCCGGUCGUGGAGCGAGGGCGUCUUCCUGGCGGGGCUCAACGCGAGCCGCGAGCGCCAGCAGUCUAAAGAGCUGGUCGACCUCUUCUACGAACGCUAUCGCGCCCUCGUCGAGGCCUCGCCCACCGAGCACGCCAUGGACUACGUCCACUGCUACCUCCUCCUCCACAAGGAAGCCUGA
Acanthamoeba castellanii str. Neff is the source of this 1155-nucleotide messenger RNA. RefSeq names its product cyclopropanefatty-acyl-phospholipid synthase. The record is from RefSeq and is a predicted model, not a curated record. Bases 1 to 1155 code for a protein of 384 amino acids. Gene Ontology annotation, molecular function: S-adenosylmethionine-dependent methyltransferase activity. The transcript is spliced from 6 exons. Gene Ontology annotation, biological process: methylation. Lineage: Eukaryota; Discosea; Longamoebia; Acanthamoebidae.